UAGCUCCUUUUUGUGUGCUUGUGUGUGUGUGUGUCACUUUCAGCAGGCGGAUUAAGAUGCCUCCGCUCGGGCUUCGGCCCGGCUGCUGGCCCUACUGAAGUCCCCCGGGGCAGGUGAAGGGGAAAAGGUAAACGGGCAGGUGUGCAGCCAGCCCCGCAGUCCGGAUCUACCUGCCUCUGGUUCCUGUUGGGGGGGCCCCGCCAGCCCAGGCACCCCACGCUCACAAAAGGAGAGCCAAGCCCAGCAGAGGGAAGGAGGCGAAGGAGGAGCCCAGCCCAGACACCUUUACCUGCAGCCAUGGCCCAAGCAGCGCCUCUCAGCAUCCUGGAGGCCACCUGCCCCAUCCAGGUGGAGCACGACCGCAAGAGGAGGCAGUUCACCGUCCGGCUGAACGGUUGUCAUGACAAAGCCGUCCUGCUGUACGAAUACGUGGGGAAGCGAAUAGUGGACCUGCAGCACACGGAAGUCCCCGAUGCCUACCGAGGGAGAGGAAUAGCCAAACACCUGGCAAAGGCCGCCUUGGAUUUUGUGGUGGAAGAGGACUUGAAAGCUCACCUGACGUGCUGGUACAUCCAGAAAUACGUCAAAGAGAACCCUCUGCCUCAAUACCUGGAACAUUUGCAGUCGUAACGGAGGAACAUCGCAGAGCCCAGAUGGCUCAGACACUCGAUAGCCCGGGCCUUGACUUUCCAACCACAGCCUUCACUCUUGCGCAGGUCUCGGGCAGCCGACUGCCCGGCCAGUGCUCCAAAUUCUUGUUUUCACCGGGACGCAAUGUGCGACCGACCGCUCGAUGCUUCCACCCGCCUCCGGCUCUUCCAACGCUUUUUGGCUGACCUGGAAUUGUGUUGUGGACACGGACCUUCUCUUUGGAAGAGACCGGCGGGUGCUAGCUCGCGGCGCUAACAGCGGCAGGGCUGAGUUGCUUUCGCCCAGUCCUUGGAGACGAGACGGUUUCUUUUCGUUCUUCCUCUCAAAGGAAUGAGGGGUUUGGGGACGCCGUCUAAGAAACCUGGCACUCGGCGAACUGGUCAACGCUCAACACGGCUGGAAGAGUUUGAAUGGCACGCUCUUGAAGGAGCAGCAAUCGUCUUUUGAUAUCUGGGCCUGUCCUGAAUGAUGUUAGGGAGAUAUUUCUAACCAGAUAGAAUAAACCUUGGUAGGACCUGCCAGGGAGCGUGCCAUCAGACUGGCAUUUCAGAGGCCGGGAUGUUCAGGCACGUCUCUUCUGGCACAAGCGGGCCCCAGUUCUUAUUUUCUGCCCAAGUCCUGGCGACCACCCGACAGAGGUGAAAAUGCAGGGGGUUGGGGGGUAAUCUGUUGCGUCAGUUGGGGGGAAUUUAAAAUAAUCUCCUGCUGUGUUUUGGGGGGGGGGGUUGUUUUUGGCAGAAACUCCAUGUUCUUCUCAAGUGGAGGAUACAGCUUGAGAUUGAGACGAAGCAAUAACAGACCCAAGACGUGGGGGGAAGGGACAGAAACGGUAAAGGCAAGGCCAACUUGGAGGGCCAUUAAUUCCGAGCACUGAGCAGUAAGAAGGUCUGGCGUUCUUGCAAGCUGCUUCUUGGGUCGCUGAGGGAAAUGGGCUUCGGAGAAAGGGGUGGAGAGAAAACCCUUAGAAAUGAGAAAUUCUAAGCUUCCCCACUCUCAAAAGGUAAUUGGGACUAGUCUGAACUUCACUGGUUCUUUCAACUUCUCAAGCUAAGCAACUUGUAAGGGCGUUCUUGUGCAUUUCAACUCAACCGUCACUCCUUGGCGGGGAGGUAAAGGAUUUGGCAAGUCUUCUGGGGAUACACUGUCUUAUUCUAGGACCAUGUUCCUGUCCACUGCCUUUCCCUAUGCCCGUUUCCCAUAAUGCUGUCUCCAGAAGGGACACCGAUGAGCAGAAAUGAGGAGAUUUGGGAGAGGCCUUUAUGAUUCUGCUAGCCCAGGUUGCCGUGGGUAUUGCAAGCCAGGGUAGGUGCUAUAGCUGCCCAGGAGGUGACAGAUGGAUACAUCCUCUCCCCAACCUGGCCCAGGUGCGUGCAGUUGAGGAAUCCAAUGGAACUCCAGGACUAGGUCUUUGGUCAGGACACCACGUCGACGGGAAGUUCAGGCUGCCGAGCUCACGUUCCUGCUAUCAGCAGCAACUCCGUCUCCUUAGAACCGGCUCUUGGCUAUUUCAGAGUUUGCGACUGGUGUCCCACGCUCUCGCCUGUCCCUUCUCUCUCUCCAGGGCGGGAAAAAAACCCUCAGUCUUCCAAGCCAGCUUCCGUGAUGGCUGUGUGGACCAUUGCCCCAUCCAGAGGGCAAAAUCAAUCGUCGUGCAGCUAAAAAACAUGUCCGCCUUUGGAUCUGCGGCUGUCAUGCCUCUGUUUCUUCUGUCCCACAAGGUGCUACUCUCCUCCCUGGAAUAUACUCUGUGGGUGCCUUUCAAAAGCAGUGAGAACAAGGUCUUCGUCCCUCUGCUGUAAUGCACACACCUGACCUGUAUGUUGGGUUGGCAGAUAAACAAGAGUUAUGGUAUGUUUGCUGCAGAGGGUUACCAGUCUGGGUGACGGAUGGAUGCUGUAGGGUGGGAUGGUAAACCUUUGUUUAACUUUGGGUGGAGUUUAGUAAGAUCAAUGAGUCAACCUGGCCUUAAAGACCCCCCCUGUUUCCCACUAUCGCCGCCAAUUCAUGCUGAGGUGCUAAAUCUCUUGUGAUCCUACAGAGAUUUUUUUUUCAAUCGUGACAUAAUAACGGCCGCAGAGUUUUCUUCUGUGCCAGCUUCCCUUUGUUCUCUGUGGUUCAGUUAUGUUAAAGGACAACCGUUUCCCACCCUUUCAAGAAAAGGGGCUGUGCGCUCAAUAACAUAUCCCUUGCUAGUGGCGUAAAUUCCCAAAUCAAUUGGGGUGGAAAAUGCUAGGAUGAGGGUGGUCUUUGCAGCUCAAGCAGGCUGGGUUCGCUCUGACUUGCUACUGGAAUUAUCGAUCCUAAAAAUGCCCUCUGACAGGUGGAUUUUAAGGCACAAAGUCCAUUUGUGCUAAAAAAAAACCCCACACAACCCAGAUGAUCCCACAAUACCGCUUCCAGGUCGAGCAAAUGUAAGAUGUAUACUCAGCCGUUCCCGCCAAUUUUGUCUCUACUCCAUGUGGAUUUAUUUGCUUCCCUCCCCCUUUCUGAUUCUGUUGUGGUUAAAAAAUGUGCCUUUCCUACUCAGGACUUGUUGAAAUUCAACUACUGACCAUUUGGUGGUUCUUUGUGUCUAACACGCUCCUUUUCCUGUGAACCAUAUUCUUCAUUAAACCUGACCUUGUUGCGUGGAAAUUCAAUAAAAGGUGUGGCGAAAUC
Messenger RNA from Sphaerodactylus townsendi, 3309 nucleotides. It is a transcript of the gene NATD1, whose product is annotated as N-acetyltransferase domain containing 1. Lineage: Eukaryota; Metazoa; Chordata; Lepidosauria; Squamata; Sphaerodactylidae. The coding region runs from base 298 to 630 and encodes 110 amino acids. The transcript is spliced from 3 exons. The record is from RefSeq and is a predicted model, not a curated record.